GGAAGAGUGGGUGACGAGACGGUGAGUGAGAGGGUUUGUGCGGUCCUCACACCUCUUGCAAAUCCUCUCUUUUGGUAGCUUGUUCAGAUAUCCUGAGUUAUUGUAUCCCACAUUCUCUUGUACCUGUUUGCGACUCCUGUCUUGAGUCGACUUCUUUCAAGUGCUUCUAUUCGAAACAGGUUGAUCCUGUCAUACUUCUGGAAGCAGAACGUGAGCCUAGUUGCUCCAACAUCCAGCCAGACAUAUUGAGCAAAAUUAUUAUCCUUCUAAUCUCUUGCCAAGUUUGCUGUCCACUCCACCAGCCAGUGUCUACGACAAAGCCCUUCUGUGAAGAUUUCCUUGACGCUGGCGCAUCCGAUAUUCAUCACAACGCGAUAUACUUAUUACAAUUGCCGACAUGCGAAUUAUCCCUUCACUGCCAACGCUGGUAGCGUUAGGCCUUCUGACUACUCGAGUCCUUGCAGGCGAUACGCUCAGCACUGAAGGCUUGUCAACUUGUCUGACAGACUCCGCAAUCCAGGUCGACAAAUUGGAAGUUACUUACACCCGCUCAACCAGAGAAAUUGUGUUUGAUGUGGCUGGCACCAAUGCGAGGGAACAGAAUGUCACAGCAUCGUUGACGAUCUAUGCAUACGGCAAUCAGCUAUACUCCGAAACAUUCGACCCGUGUAGCAGCAGUGACUAUGUUGAGCAGCUUUGUCCUGUUGCUGCCGGCAGUUUCUCUGCUGUUGGAACACAGCAACUCCCGGAAUCCUUUGCCAGUGAGAUUCCAUCAAUUGCUUUCGCCAUUCCUGACUUGGAUGGCCAGGUCAAACUUGAAUUAAUCUCCAAGACCGACAACGAUGAGCUGGCAUGCAUCCAAUCCGACCUCACCAAUGGAAAAUCUAUGCAAAUCGCGGGUGUCUCAUAUGCUGCCGCUGGCGUGGCAGGUGCGGCGUUGGCCGUGAGUGGCCUGUCUGCUCUAGCGGCUGUUGGUCACCCUGGAGUGGGUUCAUCUAGCCCUAGCUUCGGUGACGUUAUGACUUGGUUUCACACCAUGGCCACCAAUGGAAUGUUAAGUGUCAGCUACCCGACGAUUUACCGCAGCUUUUCCAAGAAUUUCGGCUUCAGUACGGGCUUGAUCUCAUGGGGCCAGAUGCAGGAGGCCAUUGACAAUUUUCGACGAUCCACAGGUGGAAAUCUCACCGACAAUAACUACGAGUACCUUCUCAAUGCCACCCUCGUGUAUCCUGGUGAUACAUCAUCAAAUUCAAGCUCGAAGUCUAAAAGAGGACUUGAUCUGGUCGUAGGUGCUGUCAAUCUAGCUGCACGAGAAGUUUCGACCUCAUACGACAAGAAUGCAACUUCUACCAAUAGUACCACCGAGGACACUAGUGGCUUCGAACACUUUGUUUCUGGGAUUGAGGCCUAUGCGGAACAACUUACUAUCCCUCAAGCAAACACUUUCAUGACAGUUCUGCUCAUAUUCGCCAUUGUUGUUGCCGCUAUCACCGUGGGCAUUCUGCUCCUGAAGGUAAUUCUUGAAAUAUGGGCUCUAUAUGGCUCUUUCCCUCAGAAACUGUCAGACUUCCGCAAAGACUACUGGGGCCUUUUGGGUCGAACAAUUACCAACUUGAUUCUCAUUCUCUAUGGAAUUUGGGUGAUCUGGUGUAUCUAUCAGCUCAGCGGUGGAGAUUCAUGGGCCGCAAAGCUUUUGGCUGCUGUUGCGCUCACUGUCUUCACGGGUGUCCUGUUGUUCUUCGGCCUUCGUAUCUCAUAUCUGGCUCGAAAGUACAAAAAGUCCGAAGGCGACGCGUCCCGUUUGUUCGAUGACAAUGAGACCUGGCGCAAAUACAGUCUCUUCUAUGACAACUACAAGAAGGAUUACUGGUGGCUUUUCGUUCCGGCAAUCCUGUAUAUGUUCGCCAAGGGAUGCAUCAUCGCCGCAGCAGAUGGCCAUGGGCUUGCCCAAACCGCUGGUCAACUCAUUGUGGAGGCUCUUAUGAUGAUUCUUCUGUUGUGGAAUCGGCCAUAUGUCGCCAAAUCGAGCCAGUGGAUUAACAUAACAGUUCAAGUGGUCCGCGUGCUGUCUUCUGCUUGUGUUUUGAUCUUCGUCGACGAGCUUGGGCUUUCGGAAACAACCAAAACUGUCACUGGCAUUGUCCUCAUUGCCAUACAAGCUGGGCUCAGUGGUAUCUUGGCCAUCCUGAUUGCUACUAACGCUAUCAUUCUUUGUUGCCGUGAAAACCCCCAUGCAAGACGAAGGAGGGAAGCUAAAGACAAAAUGAACCGUGAUAUCGACGACUUGACCCCCUUGGACGCGCGGGAAUCACUCCUAAUGGAGCAUCCUCCCCGCAAGGAGUUCUCGGAAAUGAGUAAAUUCAAUUUCACCGGCCCAUACGAGCCCUAUCGUGACCAGUACGAUCCGAAAUCGCGACUCAGCCCUACAGGAAGCACAGAUCGAUUGGUGGAAACUGGAUACCCUCUUGAGGAUCGGCCCGGUCGGAGUCCAAGCCGAGAGAGUCGGCGAAGCCGUGAUAGUCACGACCCCACUGAAGGACACCAUGCAACGACCCCUGGCUAUGGUUUCGCAUAUUGAUGCACUUUUACACUGGAUGGGGAUGACAUCCCCAAUUUAUCGAUUCGCA
Molecule: messenger RNA, 2627 nt
Organism: Aspergillus heteromorphus CBS 117.55
Lineage: Eukaryota; Fungi; Ascomycota; Eurotiomycetes; Eurotiales; Aspergillaceae
Product: transient receptor potential ion channel family protein
Exons: 2
Coding region: 398-2578 (726 amino acids)
Biological process (GO): fungal-type cell wall biogenesis; transmembrane transport
Source: RefSeq, a predicted model, not a curated record